AUGCCCUCGGCCGAAUCAUCCACCUCCGCCACCCAGACCCCCGCUGGGUCCACCCGGCGCCAUCCCCUUCUGCCCGCCUCAUUCUCCCUUCGCCGACCUCCUACUGUCCGUAAAGCCUCCAAUCCUAAGCUUUCUGUCAUCUUUGCCGAUCCGUCCCUCUCGCAUGGCGCAACUCCCUCUCGGCCAGGUACGCUCGCUAGCGAGGAUGCCCUCGCCCGGCAAAUGAAUGCCGGUGGGCAGGACAUGGGGUUGAGAAGCCGGAGAAGCAGCUCGGCGACGAUACGGACGAUGCGGAAUGGGAGUGGAGUGACUAGUCCUGGAAUCGAGGAGGAGGUGAAUGAGGCGGGUCCGUCGACGCCGAGGGACAAGGUGGAGGAGGGGAAUAUGGUGAUGAUGGGAUCAUCAGCCCCGGAUCCAAUUGCCGGAGUCAUGGAGCAGGGAUCAGUAGGGGAAGGGAUGGCGGCGAGACGGCUGAAUCCUAAGCAGUCCAGCUCGUGGCUGAGGUGGAAUGCUCCCAGUGGGUUUCCGAGGUCACGGGCACCUUCUGUCGCGGGGUCGAUGGUGGACAAAGAGAAGGGGAAGGCGAGGGACGAUGAGGCGAGAGAUGCUGCGGUCGGAGUAUCUUCAAGCUUUGAUGAGGCAUCGGCGCCAACAAUGGAUACAUCGGGACCUUUUGGUCCUUCAGCGCCCAUCGCACCGGUCGUCGAAUCACCAACCGACCUUAUCCCACCCGACCCGCCAUCAGCCCAACCUCCGGAACCGUUCAUCCCAGCAGCGACCAUAUCAAGGCGGACAAAUCGGCGGAACUGGUGGAGUCGGACCGCCUCUCCUGCCCCUUCUAUACGGAACGGUCAAGGGAGCGAGGCAAAGGCGGCAUCGCUUGAAGUCACGGCGGAGAAUGGCGGUGAGGCACCCUCGGACCCCGUACCGGCGCCAGCUCCGUCGCUCCCAACGGCUGAUGACGUAUCUACACCUCUUCUCUCGUCUGAUCCGACAUCGGUCUCGGUUCCUCCUCCUUCCGUACCCGUACCACCAUCUCCCGCUCGGGCGGCCGACUCGCAAACAGCUUCCAUACCGGCGUCACUGCCCGUCCCAGGCGGCUGGCGGUCAUACAUCUGGGGCAACCCCUCCGCCCCUCCACUCCCUCCGGGCGAAUCGACCUCUGAUGACAAUACCGUCCCUCUCGUCCCAGACGCGCCUGGCGAGGCUACGGCGGCAUCAGCUCCACCUGCCGCAGUCGCAGUCAAACUCGCUGACUCAGCGCCGUCAUCCACCGACAAUCCAUCACCACCAACAGCUCCAGGAUCAGGCUGGGGAACAAUCCUCUUCUCCCUCGUCGCUCCCCAAAUCGCCGUCUCUCGGUCACUGGACUCCGCAACGCCGUCACAUCCCGGUACAUACCCCUCUGACCCUCCCGCGGAUCAACGGCCAGAACCAACCUCCUCGAGUCCCUCUGCUCCGCCCAACCCCUCCAUCCCAGGUCUUCCCAAUCCCUCGCCAUUAUCAACUCACUCCGACACCCUCUCCACACCGGACCUCGUCCCUUCAUCGGAAGCUAUGGCUCGGAAAGCCUCUUCUUCUUCAACAACGGGAUGGCUUAGCUAUCUCGCGUACCGCUCCACUCAGAAACGAGUGACGGAUGGGUCGGUGCGGUCAGGCCAGACGGGGGCGGGGCGGAACAGCAGCGAGCUGGGGGAAGAGGAGGUGAUGGAUCUAUCGGCGGAUCCAGAGUUUCCAGCUGCGGAUCUGUCUUCCGGUCAAGCAGGAGCAGGGAUCGGGGCGACGAAGACGGGCGCAGGCGACAAGGACAAGGACAAGGACAAGAUGCCACCUCCCAAGACUAUCCCCAACAAAGCGUCUUCGGCCGCCCUUACCGUCCGCGGGAAACGCCUAUCGAACUCAUCCAUCCGCCCCACUGGUACUCUUACUCCUCUCUCCUCAUCGCCCAAAACGGCCGGACCAGGGAUACCCGAUCCGAAAGGCGCACCCACCUCCUCCCCUCGACCAGCUAGCGUCAAGUCUUCCGCUCUUCCCACUCCGUUAUCUAUUCCAGCGCAACAACCGAAUCUCGUCAUUCCUACAUUUACAACGACGUUUGAUAGGCCGCCGAGAUCGUUCUUACCCCUACAGUCACCGGCACAGGAGGGCCCGGCGGCGGGUACGACGUCGGCGCUGGCUUGGCGGGCAUUAUCGGUUGCGGGGAGUUACGUGUAUGCCGGGGAUAAGAGCAAGGGGAAAGAAAAGGCGGUGGAAGUGGAGGAUGAGAGCAAAAAGGAGACGAGAGGUUUGAAGGAGGGGAGAAGUGUCGGUGGGGAUUUACCGAGACGGAUUGGACUUGGAGGUGGGGAUGCAGAUGAGGGUUGGCGGAACGUCAGAAGAGUGGUUGUUGUCGGUGUACAUGGCUGGUUUCCUGCUAAGAUGCUCAAUUCUGUGAUUGGCGAACCUACCGGAACAUCACAGAAGUUCGCCAAUAUGAUGGGCGCGGCGGUCAAGCAGUUCUUUACGGAGCAGGGGAUCGAGGAUGAGAUCCGGUUGACGUUGAUGCCGCUGGAAGGCGAGGGUACUAUUGAUUCGCGGGUUGAUCGCCUGUACAAAGCCUACCUCUCCAAUCCCGCCUGGAUCAACGACCUCCGCCGUGCCGACGCCAUCUUCUUCGCAGCCCACUCCCAAGGCUGCAUCGUCACCACCCACCUCCUCUCGCGCAUGAUCGCCCAAGGCCACAUCCGGACACCCCUCAACGCCGACGCCGUAGGUCGGUGCGAAUGGGCAUUCGGACCCGUCGGUCUCGUACCCCCCGAAUCGGCCCGGCGUCGAUCUCCCCUCUCCCCCCUCUCUUCUUCCGCCUCCAAGACGAGUCCACCCGGCAGCGAAGGCGGAUUCCAGAAGGUCUGCAUGUUGGCGAUGUGCGGCGUCCAUCUCGGCCCGCUGUAUAGCAUCUCGACGAGCAAUGUGAUUCAGCCAUACCUCCAGUGGUUUGAGAAUGCGGCGGCGAGGGAGCUGUUUGAGUUCCAGGAGAGCACGAGUGGCGUGAGCGUGGCGUAUCAGAAGGCAUUGGGGAUGGUUUUGGAGAAUGGGGUGAAGGUGGUGUUGCUGGCUAGUCUGAACGACCAAGUUGUACCCAUAUAUGGCGCCUCAUUCUCCACCGCCACACACCCACUCCUCCUCCGCGCCCUCUUUGUCGACGGGGCAAGCUACUCCCAGACCGACUUUAUGACCAACCUCCUUGCUUUUGCUUUCAUGCUCCGGAAUGCAGGGCUGGACGACCAGCGCCUCAUCGAACAUCUCAGCGAAGCUACUGCUGGGAGUCUGACGGGUGUGGGCCAUUCAUCGCCAUACGAAGAACCUCAAUGUUACGCCCUCGCAGUCAAAUACCUCUUCCUAUCCGGUCCGUCACAACCUGUCCACCAUAUAUCACCUGCAACCUCGCCCUCCUCGCCCACCUCCCCGACGUCAUCCCCCUUACAAGCCCUACGUAUCGAGCCCUUCUCCGCCCGAGAUACUCGGAACGAAUACGAACUCCCCUGGAUUAUGCGCGCGCUGGUGGACAGUCCGGAAGUGAAGGAUCUGUUCCCGGGGGAGUUGAAGGAGUUGAAGGAGGGAGUGGGGGCUUGGAGGCCGGUCACAAAGGUAUUGAAGGAGGUCAAAAAGCGGCUCGAACCAAUGGCGGGACGACAGUCGAAGUUGAGACCAAUCCCGAACUCGCCGUCGUCGGCGUCGCUGAGUACGCUCGCAAGUGUUGGAAGUACGGGGAAAGAAGGUCAGUGUCGUGAAGAACAUCGACUGCAGUGGGUCGAGCUGACUCUCUCAGCUGUAUCGGGGAUUGGCUUAAAGCGUGACUGGUAG
Dioszegia hungarica is the source of this 3843-nucleotide messenger RNA. RefSeq lists its product as uncharacterized. Lineage: Eukaryota; Fungi; Basidiomycota; Tremellomycetes; Tremellales; Bulleribasidiaceae. Bases 1 to 3843 code for a protein of 1280 amino acids. The transcript is spliced from 9 exons. The record is from RefSeq and is a predicted model, not a curated record.